Molecule: messenger RNA, 1089 nt
Organism: Talaromyces amestolkiae
Lineage: Eukaryota; Fungi; Ascomycota; Eurotiomycetes; Eurotiales; Trichocomaceae
Exons: 2
Coding region: 1-1089 (362 amino acids)
Biological process (GO): tRNA threonylcarbamoyladenosine modification
Cellular component (GO): EKC/KEOPS complex; cytoplasm
Source: RefSeq, a predicted model, not a curated record
AUGAUCGCUAUCGGCCUCGAAGGCUCUGCCAACAAAAUAGGCGUGGGCAUUAUGCUCCAUCCCAAAAAUGGCGGCCCCGCUCAAGUGCUCGCAAAUGUCAGGCAUACUUACAACGCACCACCAGGAGAGGGGUUUUUACCAAAAGAUACUGCGCAACACCAUCGCGCAUGGGUUGUGAAGCUGGUCAAGCAAGCUCUUAUAGAAGCAAAGAUAUCUGUGGCCGAUGUGGACUGUAUCUGCUACACCAAGGGCCCUGGUAUGGGAGCCCCGCUUCAGAGCACAGCUGUCGCAGCACGCAUGUUGAGUCUUCUAUGGGGGAAGGACUUGAUUGGUGUGAAUCAUUGUGUUGGACAUAUUGAAAUGGGACGACAAGUUACAGGGGCCACAAACCCAGUGGUCUUAUAUGUGUCCGGGGGCAAUACACAGGUCAUAGCAUAUAGCUCCAAACGAUAUCGUAUAUUUGGAGAGACCCUUGACAUAGCUGUUGGAAAUUGUUUGGACCGAUUUGCGCGCACACUAUAUAUACCAAACGACCCAGCACCUGGCUAUAAUAUUGAGCAACUUGCCAAGAAGGGAAAACGAUUGGUCGAAAUGCCGUAUACUGUCAAGGGCAUGGACUGCUCCUUUUCGGGAAUAUUGGCAAGCAUUGACGGUCUGGCAACAUCGUUGGGCCUCAAUGGACAAGCUGCUGCUGCCUUGGAUGAGUACGAUCAAGCAGACUCGAACGGCGAUACAGAUGCUAGCGACAAGAUCACCCGCGCGGAUUUAUGCUUCUCAUUACAAGAAACGAUAUAUGCCAUGCUGGUUGAAAUUACCGAAAGAGCGAUGGCACAUGUUGGUGCUAAGGAUGUUCUUAUAGUCGGUGGUGUUGGAAGCAACGAAAGACUGCAGGAGAUGAUGUCUCUGAUGGCACAGGACCGAGGCGGCUACUUGUACGCCACGGAUGAGCGCUAUUGCAUUGACAACGGUAUCAUGAUCGCUCAGGCCGGUUUGAUGGCGCACAGCUGCGGCUUCAAAACGCCCAUUGAGGAGUCUACCUGUACACAAAGAUUCCGAACCGACGAUGUUUACGUCGAUUGGCGAGACUGA